Molecule: messenger RNA, 414 nt
Organism: Diutina rugosa
Lineage: Eukaryota; Fungi; Ascomycota; Pichiomycetes; Serinales; Debaryomycetaceae
Product: signal recognition particle subunit
Exons: 1
Coding region: 1-414 (137 amino acids)
Source: RefSeq, a predicted model, not a curated record
AUGGACGCCUUCAUCGAGCUGCUGACAAAGCUCCUCGCGGCGUACCCGCUGACGACGGUGUCGAUCACCUACUCCAACCAGCAUAAGAAGAACCCCAACAAGGUGGCCAAGCCGGCGCUGAACAAAGUGUCGGUGAAGCUCUACGUCCCCGAGGCGGGCAAAAUCGUCAAGUACCUGACGUUCAAGCUGAAGGAGCUUUCGAAGAUCUUGGCGUUGUUGGGACCGUUUGGCGUCGCCAUGGCGCUGACCAACCCCCAGAUCGGGCUUGCCGGGAUCAUGGCCAACGUCGCCAUGGUGGAGGCGACGCCCGAACCGGAGCCCGCCGUGGUGGAACCGCUGGCGAAACCCGCCGCCGCCGACACCCCUGUCGUCGAGCUGAAAAAGAAGAAGAACAAGAAGAAGAAGAAGCGGUGA